GCGUGUUCAAACACACUACCGAGGCAGGCAGCAGCAGGCAUUCUAGUGAGUUAUUGCGCUACAGGGCAGCAGCGCAGGUUGUGAGGAUGCGGUGACAACAUCAGGAACAGUUCCAUAAAAAAGAGAGAUGUACUUGUCUAACAGAGUUAUUUAAAUUUCCCGAGAGUUUGAUCUGAGUGCUUUCUUUACGUCUCUGUCGUUUGAUGAAUGCGCCCCCAUUGUCAACCUGCUGGGGGCCUAACAGUGAAGCAGCACCCGGCUUUAUGAAUGGGGAUGCUAGGUUCCCAGGCUGACUGCAGUUGACAAGAAUCUAAAUAUACUCCCAAGAUCUCAAACAAAAACUAUAUUUGAAGCUUCUUUGUGCAUAAGAAAACAGCCACCAUGCCAAUACUAAAACAGCUAGUGUCUGGCUCCUCCCAGACCAAGCGCCGCUCACGCAUGGACCUGACCAGGGAGAUGAUCAGUGCUCCACUGGGGGACUUUCGCCACACCAUGCAUGUAGGCCGCAGUGGUGAUGCGUUUGGAGACACCUCCUUUCUCAGCACCCGCUCAGGAGAACCUCCCCCUGAGACCAAUUUCUUUCCCCGCUCUCCCCGGCCUGGCCUCCUGUCUCGCACCUUCAGGAGCAGCAAACGCUCCCAGUCGGUGACCAGAGUUGACCAGCAGAGUGACAACACCCUGGUGAGUCCUGGUGGGUCACCCACCUAUGUAAAGAAUGCCAUGUCUUUGCCCUUUCUCAAUGAUGACGACCGAGGGGACAGUAUGGUGGCUAAGAGUUUGUCCUCGAGUCCUUUAAAGCAGCACGGUGAGGGUGAUGGGAGAGGUGCAGCUUCAGCUGCUCACUUCCUGGAGCUAGAAGAACGCAGCUUUGGGGAGCUGACUGAACUUCCAAAGAGCUCCCACCCCUACGGAGGAGGUAUGAAGCAUGCCGAGUCAGUAAUGUCUUUUCAUGUUGACCUUGGACCCUCCAUGCUGGGUGACAUCCUGGGGGUGAUGGAGAAGGAGGAUGAUGAUCUUGGCUACGAGGAGGGCAAGAGCAGCGAGGGCCGUGCUUCCCCACCUCUCAGCACCCACGGUGAGGAAGAAUAUAGUAUGGAGAGAGAAAAAGAUGAGGAUGCAGAGGAGGAGAUGGAAGAAGAGGAAGAAGCUACAGAUCUCCAACAGCAGGCCUCAAUGCAUCCAGCUAACUCUGUUGAUCUUGGGACUGAGAAUGGAGGGCCCUACACCCCGGAGUACACUCCCGAGACUCGGCCUAAACACUUGCAACAUCUUGACAGCUGCUCCAUGUCCAGCUCUGGCUCUGCUGCCCUGGAUGAAAAACCAAACAGCCAGACAUAUGCAGGAGAUACAGACAGUGCCACCUUCAGUGCCCCGCCAGAGGAGGAGAGCAACUUCUCCUCUUUCUUGGAGGAUGAAGAUGAUGAGAUCCACGUAUGAGACUCUCAAGAAAAAAACAUAUACAUAUAUAGGGCAGAGCUCUGGAAGGGGUUCAUGUGAAACUAGCAAGUCUUUUGACAAUGUGGAUUUUCACUUGAACAGGAAUAAAGACUGUUGUUGUCAGUUACUGUGGGAAUGGGAGUGUGAAGAAGACGGAGGCCACUUGCUUUGUAGGUCUGCAAGAAGACAGUGACUGCUCCUCUUUGGAAAAGCCCAAACUCCAUCUGUUAGAGCCUUUCCCUCCACUGUCUGUCAAUCUGUCUCUCCCUUUUGAACAUUGACAGAACUGACAUGGAAGAGCAACCACACUUUGUCUAUAGAAUAUUGCACAAGUAAAGGGGAGGACGGUUUUGAAAGAAACUUUUAGGAAAAGAAUAAACUUAACGCUUUCUCUCCCCUUCCUCUGUCUUGAUACUUCACAUGUGCUCAAUUUGGUUCACCUAUCCUCUUCUUGUUGUGCUUUCUCUCACUGGCGUUGGGGCAUCAUGAUGGCUGGGCUGAACAGAAGGCCUCUGUCACCACAGGAUCACUGGUGGGUAUCUUUUCACAAUAUAGGGGGCUGUGUUUGUCACUGUAGUGUGUAGCCCUGCCGUGAGCCCCUUUCAUCUGAAAAGAUAUUGAUAUAAGUGCCAUAGAUCUGUCUGUUUUCUCCCUUAUGUAACUCAGGGUCCUUGCAAUACUGCUCAAAGGCUGCCAUUUCCUGCUGUAAAUCAGGACCACAACGCCCAAAACCCUCUUCUGUUUUUAAUUCACUGUGGGUGCCACACAGGCUUAACCUCAGUGUAAAUUAGAGAAAAGAUGUGCUGUAAAGCUAAUGGAGAUGCAUUGGCCUGUAAUAACUAAAAAGCAUGGUGUUACUGCAGAAAGCCAGAGGUGUGAGAAGUAGCGUAUGGCACGCUGGAGAGGGAUUGUAGAGCGUUUGUGGUCUCUUUUUCAAUGAACAGAUUUUUUUUUUUUUGUUCUACCCUUAAGCCAUUAUGAUGAUGCAUUUACAGAUUUCGGAUUACUGACAUGAAUUGGCCAUCUUCUUUCUAAUCUGUUAUUUCAAGUUGAAACUGAAAAGAGUUUGAAAACCACUUCCUUCCUUGUUUUUGUACAUCCGAGCAGCUGCAGUGGUACAACUGAACUGUGUAAAAGAUAUUGAUCCUUAGUAGUCCAUGGGCUGCCUUAUAUGUAUAACACAGUUUCCACUACUAGUCAUGAAGGUGGCUUUAGGGUAUGUAUUGUUUAAAAUUGGUGCACCAGCAGGCACAUUUAAACCAGACACUACUAGUAUUUGGUGUUUAAUACCUGUUGUUGCUUUUUAAUCUUUGAAAAAAAAACUUUGCUAUGAUUAUGUUAUGUCUGUUUAUAGAGUGGAUGAGAGAGAACACAGCCAGCAAUAGCAUUAAAGCAUUAAAAGAAAUUGCUAUUUCUGUGCAACUUGACAGUCAUUGCAGCUUGACUGUAUCUCUUGCAUCAUUAAAAGCUGCGGCCAGAAGUAUUGGGGCUCAGUUGUGCUGACUGAUUUCACUGCCUUAACUGAAACUGACAGAUGUGCCAAAUCAUAAUUUUCCAGCCAAAUAUAAUUUUACUUGUGGAGCUCACUUUUGGGAGAGCCUGUCAAAUCUGUCUGUCACUUUCUUCUUCUGUAUGGGUAAUCACUGUUGAAUUCAAGACUUAAGUUAGGUAAGGUUAAAAGAUAAGUACAUGUGUUGUAAAAUUUCAAUCAAGCAGGAAACUGAAUCUGAACAGGAAUUUGCAUAACUGGAUUUAUACUUCCCUUCACUCAAACACUACAAAAAAUAUUCAGGUCGUUAAUGGGGUUAACAAUUUUGUGCGAAUGGGAAGUUGUCUGUGAUGCCCUUUCUGUAUAUUGAUGUACAGUAUAUUAUGCCUUACUUCUUUACUGUCACCUUCUUUCUGAAUUAUCUAAAAUAACCUUUAUUUUUCAAUAAAAGAAAUCCUGAACGUCU
Etheostoma spectabile (orangethroat darter) is the source of this 3392-nucleotide messenger RNA. RefSeq names its product CDC42 effector protein (Rho GTPase binding) 4a (gene cdc42ep4a). The record is from RefSeq and is a predicted model, not a curated record. Gene Ontology annotation, cellular component: cytoskeleton; cytoplasm; plasma membrane. The transcript has 2 exons. Gene Ontology annotation, molecular function: small GTPase binding. Gene Ontology annotation, biological process: positive regulation of actin filament polymerization; Rho protein signal transduction; positive regulation of pseudopodium assembly. Lineage: Eukaryota; Metazoa; Chordata; Actinopteri; Perciformes; Percidae. Bases 382 to 1437 code for a protein of 351 amino acids.